CUGCAUCAGCUCCUGCCUCCAGGUCCCUGUGCUGGGACUGACUCCGUAGCGCAGAAAAUGGGUGUUUACUCCUGGUGGAAGCUGCCAUCCUGGAUGGCGGACAAUAAAAGGAUGGGAAUGACUCCAGCCUUGCCCUGGCUCCUGUCAGCUCUGACGCUUCUGCAUCUGACGGCGCAAGUAGAUAGUCUGAAGAAGGGGGCAAUUGAAGAUUUCAAAUGUACAACCAACAAUAUGCAGGUGUGGGACUGCGCGUGGACAGAACCCUUUGGGAUCAGCCCCGGAACUGUUAAAGAAGUUUGUUUUAAAGACAGGCUCCGUUCUUGCCGUCGAUUAGAGACAACAAACAUUAAAAUUCCAGCUCUUUUACCUGGUGAUCAUGAAGUAACCAUCAAUUACAUAAAUGGCUUCCAAAGUAAAGUCACACUGAAUGAAAAAGAUGUUUCUUUAUUUCCAGCUACUCCUGAGAUUUUGAGUUUGUCUGCUGACUUCUCGACCUCCACGUUACUCCUGAAGUGGAACGACGGAGGUUCUGCCCUGCCACACCCCUCGAAUGUCACCUGGGAAAUUAAGGUCCUCCAGAAUACGAGUGCGGAACCCAUCAAAUUAGUGUCAUUCAACACAACACUAAGUGGUAAAGAUACAGUUCACCACUGGAAUUGGACCUCAGACCUGCCCUUGGAAUGUGCUCCUCACUCUGUGGGGAUUAGAUGGUACAUUGACUAUCCUCGCUUCUCUGGUUCUAAGGGGUGGAGUGACUGGAGCCUGCUCAAGACCGUCUCUUGGACUCCUAACUCUGAGAGCAUUGUCUUCCCUCAAGACAAAGUGAUUCUUGCAGGCUCGGACAUAACAUUUUGUUGUGUAAGUCCAACGAAGGUGAAGUUUGGACAGAUUGGCAGUACACCUCAAACUCUUAUCCAUCUUUAUGGGGAAAGCGUUGCCAUCCAUAUCCGGAAUAUUUCUGUUUCUGAGAACAGUGGAACAAAUGUGGUUUUCACAACAGAUGAUAACGUGUAUGGAACGGUUGUCUUUGCAGGCUAUCCGCCUGAUGUUCCCCAGAAGCUGAAUUUUGAGACACAUGAUUUCAAAGAGAUUAUAUGUACCUGGGAUCCAGGGAGGCCAACAGGUCUGGUGGGCCCACGAGAAACAGAUUACACUUUAUUUGAAAGCAUUUCGGGAAAAAUCAUCAUACAUAAAAGACCGGACACACUUACAAAUGAAAGCUAUCGAUUAGUCUUCCCAGUGCUUCCAGACCAAGAGAUCUAUAACUUCACCCUGACUGGUCGGAACCCACUGGGACAGGCAGAAUCGGUAGCAAUCAUCAAUGUAACUGAAAGAGUUGCUCCUCAUGUGCCUGUUUCGCUGAAAUUGAAGGACAUCAAUUCAACAGUUGUGAUACUUUUCUGGCAUUUACCAGGAAAUUUUGCCAAGAUUAAUCUCUUAUGUCAAAUUGAAAUUCGUAAAACUAAUUCAGAACAAGAAGUGCGGAAUGCCACACUCAGAGGAGCCGAGGAUUCCACUUAUCUUAUGGCUGUGGACAAAUUAAAUCCAUAUACUACAUACACUUUCCGGGUGCGUUGUUCUGCUGAAACUUUCUGGAAAUGGAGCAAGUGGAGCAAUGCAAAGCGGCAUUUAACCACAGAAGCCAUUCCUUCAAGGGCACCAGAUACUUGGAGAGAGUGGAGCUCUGAUGGAAAAAACUUAAUUAUCUAUUGGAAGCCUUUACCCAUGAGUGAAGCUAAUGGGAAAAUACUUUCCUACAAUGUGUCGUGUUCAUCAAAUGAGGAGACGCGGUCCCUUUCUGAGAUCCUGGAUCCUCAACACAGAGCCGAGAUACGGCUUGACAGACACGACUACAUCAUCAGUGUGGUGGCAAGAAACUCGGCUGGCUCAUCACCGCCUUCUAAAAUAGCUAGUACGGAAAUCCCAAAUGACGACAUCAUAGUAGAGCAAGCCGUUGGCAUGGGAAAGAGGAUCUUCCUCUCGUGGCAUCACGACCCCAACAUGACCUGUGACUACGUCAUUAAAUGGUGCAACUCAUCUCGUUCUGAGCCCUGCCUCAUGGACUGGAUAAAGGUCCCUUCAAACAGCACUGAGACUGUAAUAGAAUCUGAUCAAUUUCAGUCAGGAGUAAGAUACAAUUUUUACCUCUAUGGGUGCACUGAUCAGGGAUAUCAAUUGCUGCGGUCUAUAAUUGGAUAUAUAGAAGAAUUAGCCCCCAUCGCCGCGCCCAAUUUUACCGUGGAAGAUACAUCUGCAGAUUCGAUAUUAGUGAAGUGGGAAGACGUCCCCGUGGAAGAGCUCCGGGGCUUCCUGAGAGGGUAUUUAUUUUACUUCCAGAAAGGGGAGAGAGAGACGCCUAAGACGAGGAGUUUCGAGACAGGUCAUUCUGACAUCAAGCUCAAGAAUAUCACUGACAUAUCCCAGAAGACGCUGAGGAUCGCUGAUCUUCAGGGUAAAACCAGUUACCACCUGGUCCUGCGAGCCUAUACACAUGGUGGCCUGGGUCCAGAGAAAAGCAUGUUUGUGGUGACCAAGGAAAACUCGGUGGGAUUAAUUAUCGCCAUCCUCAUGCCCCACUGUGGGCCAGGUUGGGAGUAUCACUUUUUGUUGGUGCAGGCUUGGCUGUAG
This is a messenger RNA of Peromyscus leucopus (white-footed mouse), 2628 nucleotides long. RefSeq names its product LIF receptor subunit alpha (gene Lifr). Gene Ontology annotation, molecular function: cytokine binding; leukemia inhibitory factor receptor activity; ciliary neurotrophic factor receptor binding. NCBI's taxonomy places the organism in Eukaryota, Metazoa, Chordata, Mammalia, Rodentia, Cricetidae. Gene Ontology annotation, cellular component: membrane; signaling receptor complex; external side of plasma membrane. The transcript is spliced from 18 exons. The coding region runs from base 58 to 2628 and encodes 856 amino acids. The record is from RefSeq and is a predicted model, not a curated record. Gene Ontology annotation, biological process: cytokine-mediated signaling pathway; positive regulation of cell population proliferation.